Molecule: messenger RNA, 2655 nt
Organism: Pseudozyma flocculosa PF-1
Lineage: Eukaryota; Fungi; Basidiomycota; Ustilaginomycetes; Ustilaginales; Ustilaginaceae
Exons: 5
Coding region: 1-2655 (884 amino acids)
Biological process (GO): regulation of transcription by RNA polymerase II
Cellular component (GO): Rpd3S complex
Source: RefSeq, a predicted model, not a curated record
AUGGAGAUCUCAGCCCCUGCCGUCGUGACGCCGAAACCACCGAGACGCUUUGGCUCAGUCCGCAGCGCAUCGCAGCGAGCCACCAACUCGAUCAGCGAGGCGUACGGAACCUCGGCCGGAGCGAGCCUGAAUGGCAGCGUACGCUCAUCGUCACCAGCCAUGCCGUACGACACUAUCGCCGAGCAGCAAGCUUCGGGCAGCGUCACACCGACGCAGAGCCUCGCAAAAGGCAAGAAGAAGGACAAGGUACUCCGCGUCGAGGCCGACCGCAACCGUCGGUCGGCUUCGGCGGCGAGUAAUGGUCCCAGCACAUCGGCGCUGCCUGCGCCGGCCGCAGGGUCUGCUCCCUCGGCAAGGGUCGCAAAGGACCAGCAGCAGCAGAUGCUGAUCCCGCCCGGUAUGGUCUACGUCGACGGCGUUCUCCGUGUGGCGCCGGGCAUCCAGGGUGCGCUAAUGCCGCCCCAGGUGCCGCACUCGACGUCUGCAUCGCUGAGCCACAAGAUGGAGGACAAGGGCGGCUCCAACAACGACUAUUGCGAGGUCUGCCGCGGCAACGGGCGCUUCCUCUGCUGCGACGGAUGCCCGCGCAGCUUCCACUUCUACUGCAUGAACCCACCGCUUCAGAUUGACGAGAUGCCUCCGUCGAACGCCGCCGGCCUCGUGCCGGCCUCGCGGCUAUCUGCGAGCAAGGGCAGCAAUGCCAAGGGCAAAGGCAAGGCAAACAAUCAACGAGCGACGCCCGACAACGCGGCCGAGGAGAAUCUGGAGGAGAUGUGGUUCUGCAACGUCUGCGUAGCAGAGAGGAACCCCUCGGCUUUCAAGCCUGGCAAGGGCUUCGGGCCUUUUGGCCCGCUGAUCCAGCAGAUUCAGCUCGACAACCCGCGCGAGUUCCAGCUGCCUGCCGAGAUCCGCACCUAUUUCAAAGGAGUCGCGACGGCCAACGACGGUACCUACACCGAUGCCAAUAUGCUCAGACAGCUCAAGCUUACCAAGCAAGGCUUUCUCGAGGAUCGCGACCCCUUUAGGCUCAAGGACAAGGCCGGCAAGGCAGUCCUCUGCUUCCGAUGUGGUUCGUCAGCUCUGCCUCUGCCUUCGACCGGCGGCGGCAGCACCACAUCCAAAGCCUCCGAGUCUGCCAAGGUGGAUGCGGCCGUCGCGAGCGGGCAGACGAGCGUCGAUCCGACGAUCAAGGAGGGCAAGGGGUGGCGCAAGAUCGUCAGCUGCGACUUCUGCGCCUUGCACUGGCACAUCGACUGCGUCGACCCGCCCAUGGUCAGCAUGCCGCACGUGUCCCGAAAGUGGAUGUGCCCGGCUCACAGCGACCACGUGCAGCCCAAACGCCGCGUUCCACGCAUCGGCCCAGCCGUGCCCCAGACCAUCGAUCUGCCGGUGCCGAGCGCUUCCAACAUCGGGCCCGGGCGGCACUACCGCACGCGGGUCCUCAACAACGGCGACAUCGACAUUAUCCCAGAUCCGCUCGACACGUUUUUCGGCGCUGAGGGCGUCGGACGAAGCCUCGAAAAGGGCUGGGACGGGAUCGCGGGUGUCACGGACGCGUACGUCACCAACUCGGGCGGCUCGGUCCUGACGACAAAGUACCGCUACCGCCUGCCGGAGAAGGUCAUCCGCACCGAUUUCUGGAACAAGGUCGGCGGUAGCGAUCCGGCGAGGAUCGGCGACAUCUUCUACGUUGCCGCGCAGGACAUCGCUUCGGGCCGGCACGGUGCGAGGGUAUCGCUGGCCAGUGAUCGCUCCGAGCCACUCGCGGGUACGAGGUAUCGGCCAUUCGGACAGCGAGACUAUCCGCGCUCCGGGCUCGACUCGCUGGCCGACAUCGCGAUUGCGCGCCUUCUCAGCGACGAGCUCGCCCACACCGAUCACGUCGACUAUGUCCGGCCGUCGAGGACGCGCAAGCUGAUCGAGACGGCGCUCCAGGUCGAGAUCCCGACCAACGACGAGGUGCCCGAGUCGAGCCUGCGGGCCUCGCUCGAGGAAGAGGAAGAGGAUAGGAAGCUGGCGGGCGACGGAGCGGAUUUGGACACUGUGGAGGCAGCCGGAGCGGUGGCAGCAACGAUGACGGCGGAUCCGGAGCGCCGGGGCGACAGCGCAAGGAACAAGCGCAAGCGGGACGACAAAGGCGCCGAUUCGGACGCCAGCAGCUCGCUCACCGACCUCUCCGACGACGAAGACGACAGUGGCACGGCGUCCACCAGCGUCCAGCAGGCCAAAGCCGUUGUUCCGCAGACCCCGCGCAACGCGGCGCCGGCUGCGUCGGCCGGAAGGAUGUCGACCCCCCGACCCGGUAGCGCCGCGCCUCCAGCCACGCCCGGCGCGGCCAGUGGCGGCGCAAAGAAGAGGCAGCGUCUCGACACUGGCGCCUCUUCGAGCAUCGGCUCGACCUCAGCCUCUGCCUCCUCAUCCGCCCUGCUGCCGUCGGCGCUGUCCAGCUCGACCGGCAGCGGCACCAGGGCCACGACCACAUCGGCGGCCGACGCGGCAGCCGACGCCGAGCUGCGGACGGCCAAGCACGAUGCCGCCGUGCUGCGCGACCAGUACGAGCAGCAGAAGCGCGAAGUCGAGCAGCUGCGCGCGGUGCAGGAGCUGAUGCGCAUCAAGGGGCCCGGCAAGCUGCUCGAGUUCCUCCUGGCCCCGUGA